Messenger RNA from Pocillopora meandrina, 1276 nucleotides. The record is from the annotation of a GenBank genome assembly. NCBI's taxonomy places the organism in Eukaryota, Metazoa, Cnidaria, Anthozoa, Scleractinia, Pocilloporidae.
AUCUUAUUUAUUUUAGGUGCCAUAAGACACCACAUCCUCCGAUGGGCUUCAGAGAGAAAUCGAAAAAUCAGUGACGGAUAUGACUUUGAGGUAUUUUUUUAUUUGUAUACACAGCUGUACUAUCAAUGAAGCUGAAGCAUACAUUACAAUAAUUAUUAUUAUUAGAUGCUGUGUCAGAGAUUGAUGGAAGAGCUAAUAAGGUUUCCAGCCAAGCAAACGUUCUCAUAUGGAUUUUUAGUUUUGCCAAUACCACGAUGAUGGAUUCAAUGAUGACAUGAUGCAUACAGCCACCCUAGCUUUCUUUUAUCUUUAUCCUGAUAGAAAACUAGAACCCCAGCCAAGAGAGCAAAAGCUUCAUCAUCCUCAGAUCUCGAAGACAUGAGUCAGAGUAUGAUUGGUAAGUGUCCACUCAGAACAUUGCUUUGUAUCAAUACUGUUUCAAUGACCUGCCCCAUAUUAAAUUUGCCAGUGUCAUAUCAUCCAUAAAAGAGGGAGAUAGUUGGACAAAGUACCCAUAUGUACCUGUUGUCAACCCUUUGACAAGGCACUUUUCAUUCUACAUCUGACGUGUAUAAAUUAUUGGUACUGGAGGAACCUAAAAAACUGUUGUUUGGUAUUCCUGCAGUGAAACUACAUACAAUUUGUAGCAUCCCAACCAGGGGGAAGACGCAAUACUCUUAUGUUGCUUCCUGCUACUGAAACAGGAAUUAAUACUGAAAUAACAACCAGCAUGAUGAGCCACUAACUAGGUUUGGAGGCAGGCGCUGCCUAUAUACACUGUAUCUAUAUUGUGCUGUAAUAGUAUAGUAGGUCCCCCAUUGAUGACCUACCCAUACUUCUAUGUUUAAAGACACAGCAAAAAUUAAUGAUUUUAUUUAAUUGCUGUUAAUGUUCUAUUUCAGCUGUGACAGACACAUCCAAGCCAGAAUCAACGGAAACUGCUGAUACUGUUGAAGACAUCUCUAAUUACAGUGCACAGUUAGUGUGCGCUGUUAUCUUUCGUGUUCCGACAUUUCGAAAUUUAAGUGUUAAAAAGCACUCAGCUCCUGCCGCCAAACUCCUGAAGAUUAAGACGAGAGGUCAAGGGAAAUAUGACUUAGCAGUUAAUGUUGCAAUCGCUUUAGUGCAAAAGGGAUAUGUCGGUACUACAAAUCCAGACGUAAAUUACAAAGAGUUGGAACAAGAACAAAUUGUAAUUUUAAAAGAUCUUGUGGAAGAGCUGCAUGUAGAGAACAUUAAGAAACAAGAGGCUUUAAGUAGUUCACCUUCAGGUAAU